AUGCUUGUCUUUUACAGAACCUUACUGUGGUGGAUGGAGAACAUAUCAACUCCUCUCAAGCAGCCUAUCGUGUUCGAGUUGGAGGGCUUCUAUGUACCACCGGGCUACGGCACUUUCCUGUUCUUCCUGGCUCUGUUAAAUUUCUUUGUAACGCUGUUGGGGAAUAGCAUGGUGGCGUGCGUCAUUAUCAUAGACAAGAACCUCCACAGACCCAUGUUCGUAAUGGUUUGUAACCUCGUAGUGUGUGAUCUGCUGGGGGCCACGGCGGUGCUGCCUCACCUGAUGGUGCACUUCUUGACGGGACAGAAGACGAUCGCCUACAUCCCGGCCAUCGCCCAGGCCUUCUCUGUGCACAUGUAUGGUGUCGCAGCGCAGACUAUUCUGGGAGCGAUGGCCUAUGACAGGUACAUUGCGGUGUGCGAACCACUCAGGUAUCACAGCAUCAUGACAUCAGCUCGGCUGCACUCCUGCUGUGCUCUGGCCUGGUUCGUCGCUCUGCUGUGUAUUGCUGUGCUCUUCUCCUUCCAUAUGAAUGUCCCGCUGUGUGGCAAUACCAUCAAACAUGUGUACAGCAGCAACCGUGCCAUUCUGAGCCUGGCCUGCAGUCCCACCCCUAUCAGUGAUAUCUAUGGUCAGUGCAUUUGUUUAGAAUGUAAAGACAUACAGUAUGUUGUUGAACACUAG
Micropterus dolomieu (smallmouth bass) is the source of this 684-nucleotide messenger RNA. Its product is annotated as putative olfactory receptor 13C6. Gene Ontology annotation, molecular function: G protein-coupled receptor activity; olfactory receptor activity. The coding region runs from base 1 to 684 and encodes 227 amino acids. The record is from RefSeq and is a predicted model, not a curated record. NCBI's taxonomy places the organism in Eukaryota, Metazoa, Chordata, Actinopteri, Centrarchiformes, Centrarchidae. The transcript has 2 exons. Gene Ontology annotation, cellular component: membrane. Gene Ontology annotation, biological process: G protein-coupled receptor signaling pathway.